AUGACAUAUUAUUACAGGCGAGACUCAUUAGAGUUUGGCCGCUGGAAAGUAAAUAACCUUGCAGUCGAGAGGAGAAAUUUCCUUGGCUCUCCUCUGCCUCUUGCUCCUGAAUUCUUCCGCAACAUAAGACUUUUGGGACGCCGACCUACCUUGCAGCAAAUCACAGAAAACCUUAUCAAGAAAUAUGGGACACAUUUCUUGCUGUCUGCUACUCUGGGAGGAGAGGAGUCACUCACAAUUUUUGUGGACAAGCGGAAGUUGAGCAAACGAUCUGAAGGAAGUGAUUCCAGCACCAAUAGCUCGUUGGUCACUCUGGAGACGCUACAUCAACUAGCCGCUUCCUAUUUCAUUGACAGGGACAGCACCCUUCGGAGACUUCACCACAUUCAAAUUGCAUCCACUGCCAUAAAGGUAACAGAAACACGGACUGGUCCUCUUGGCUGCAGUAACUAUGACAACCUAGAUUCUGUCAGUUCUGUUCUGGUUCAGAGUCCUGAGAAUAAGAUUCAGUUGCAAGGGCUGCAAGUUCUCCUUCCAGACUAUCUUCAGGAGCGUUUUGUACAAGCAGCUUUGAGCUACAUCGCUUGCAAUUCAGAGGGAGAAUUUAUCUGCAAGGAAAAUGAUUGCUGGUGUCAAUGUGGUCCCAAAUUUCCAGAAUGCAACUGCCCCUCCAUGGACAUUCAAGCCAUGGAAGAGAACCUUCUUCGAAUAACUGAAACCUGGAAAGCCUACAACGGUGACUUUGAGGAAUCAGAUGAAUUCAAGUUCUUUAUGAAAAGGCUACCCAUGAAUUAUUUCCUCAACACAUCUACCAUAAUGCAUUUGUGGACAAUGGAUUCUAAUUUUCAGCGCCGCUAUGAACAACUGGAGAACAGCAUGAAGCAACUAUUCCUAAAGGCGCAGAAAAUUGUGCACAAGCUCUUUAGCCUUAGCAAGAGGUGUCAUAAACAACCCCUCAUCAGUUUGCCAAGACAAAGAACCUCCACCUACUGGCUCACUCGCAUCCAGUCUUUUCUCUAUUGCAACGAGAACGGCCUCCUGGGCAGCUUUUCGGAAGAGACGCACUCGUGCACCUGUCCAAACGACCAGGUGGUGUGCACUGCGUUCCUGCCCUGCACCGUGGGCGAUGCCUCGGCCUGCCUGACGUGCGCCCCAGACAACCGUACCCGCUGCGGCACCUGCAACACAGGCUACAUGCUGAGCCAGGGGCUCUGCAAGCCUGAGGUCGCCGAGUCCACCGAUCACUAUAUUGGCUUUGAGACCGACCUGCAGGACCUGGAGAUGAAAUACCUGUUGCAGAAAACGGACAGACGAAUCGAAGUCCAUGCCAUUUUUAUCAGCAAUGACAUGCGUCUCAAUAGUUGGUUUGACCCCUCCUGGCGCAAGCGGAUGCUCCUCACCUUGAAGAGCAACAAGUACAAGUCCAGUCUGGUCCAUAUGAUCUUGGGUCUCUCUUUACAGAUUUGCUUAACUAAAAACAGCACCUUGGAGCCAGUGUUGGCUGUUUAUGUCAAUCCCUUCGGAGGCAGCCAUUCCGAGAGCUGGUUUAUGCCUGUAAAUGAAAACAGCUUUCCAGACUGGGAGCGGACUAAGCUGGACCUCCCACUGCAGUGUUACAACUGGUCGCUAACUCUGGGGAACAAAUGGAAGACAUUUUUUGAGACAGUGCACAUCUACCUGAGGAGUCGCAUCAAGUCAAACGGCCCCAAUGGCAAUGAGAGCAUUUACUAUGAACCUCUGGAAUUCAUUGACCCUUCCCGGAACCUGGGUUACAUGAAAAUCAAUAACAUUCAAGUGUUUGGUUACAGCAUGCACUUUGACCCUGAAGCAAUUCGGGACUUGAUUUUGCAGCUGGACUACCCCUAUACUCAGGGAUCCCAGGACUCAGCACUUUUGCAACUUCUAGAGAUAAGAGACCGUGUAAAUAAACUCUCCCCACCUGGUCAGCGUCGUCUAGAUCUUUUCUCUUGCUUGCUUCGUCAUAGACUCAAGCUGUCUACUAGUGAGGUGGUGAGGAUCCAAUCUGCUCUGCAGGCGUUUAAUGCCAAAUUGCCAAACACAGUGGAUUAUGACACGACCAAAUUAUGUAGUUAACCAUAAAUGUCAAGCACAACCCAAAAUCUUGAAGGAGUUUUUACAGUGCUUUUGUGGAACAGUUUAUGUUUGGAAGAGUACAUUUAAAUUGUCUUUUCAAUAUCUGUCUUAUAUCAGUCAAUAACAUUGGAUGGCAAUUUACACACAUGAACUUGCUGACAAUGAAUAUAUUAUAUUGCAGUUUUGGUUUAUGAAUGAAAUAAAUACUGACACCAGUCUAGAAGACAUUCUACUUUUUACAAUAAAUUUCAUUUGUAAUUUUAUAUGUUCCGUGGCAAUGCUUUUGUGCAUUACAUCCUCUAGAGGGAACAUAAAAGGAUACCAAUAAAAUUUUGUAG
Messenger RNA from Hyaena hyaena (striped hyena), 2432 nucleotides. It is a transcript of the gene BRINP3, whose product is annotated as BMP/retinoic acid inducible neural specific 3. The coding region runs from base 1 to 2094 and encodes 697 amino acids. The record is from RefSeq and is a predicted model, not a curated record. The transcript is spliced from 7 exons. Lineage: Eukaryota; Metazoa; Chordata; Mammalia; Carnivora; Hyaenidae. Gene Ontology annotation, biological process: positive regulation of neuron differentiation; negative regulation of mitotic cell cycle.